This is a messenger RNA of Linum trigynum, 1828 nucleotides long. The record is from the annotation of a GenBank genome assembly. Lineage: Eukaryota; Viridiplantae; Streptophyta; Magnoliopsida; Malpighiales; Linaceae.
CUGAAGGUGUUUAGAUAUAGUUGAGAUGCUACUAUUUAGCUAUGUUCUUGCACAUGUGGGCAGUUAGAAGAAAGUCUGGUUUCUUUGAUGAAGAGUCAUUGCUAGUUCUCAUUAAUCUAGAAUCUGAAAUUCAAGCUGUUACAUUGAAAUGGCUGUUGAGGCCAUAAAAAAAGUUGUCAUCUAACUAAACUCAUCAGCCUUCUGGAAAUCUCUUAUGAUCUACACAAGCUGGAAGUUACAGAAAUGAACAUCUCUUCUUUACAUGGAAUCGUCAGUCUCCCCAUGGGAUGGUUGAAACCAAAUUCUUCUUCUGCUAACCGCAGCAAAACUUGGAAUGAUGGGCUGUUCAAGAAGGAUACUGGAAUGACAAAUCUCUUCCUUUUGCCACCCUCCCCAACAUAUACUGCCACAAAUCCUUUAGGAACAUCUGAGGAUAUUGAAGAACAUCUACGGGGACUUGGCCUGGGAAGGACACUUGGACAGAGAAUAGCCAUUUUCUUCUCUAGUUGAGCUGUAUGUGGGAAUUUUUCUUUUUGGGAAGUAUUCAAUAACAAUUGUGAGGCUUGGUUGGGUUGUGAACUAUCAAUAGCUUCUCUCUUUAUAUAGUUUGAAUGGUAUGCUUUGAUAUCCUUUACCAUGGUGAGUGUGUGGCCUGGAAUUCCAGCCGGAAACACUGUUAAUGAAGGUGAUGGUCCCUUCUGUCUUCCACCUAAUUAAGAAAUUAUAGGCUUGAAAACGUUUCUGUGCUGGCUAAUGUAUGAAGAUUGGGCGACAGUAGGUUGGAGCUGCAAACAAACCGAAGUCAAUGAAUCGUGAUAAAGGCAAGAGAGAUGGAUAGUUGGUGGUCUAUGUAGUCGUCAAUGGACUAGCAACACAAAUGGCCCAUUGCUGGAGACAAUCAAUGCACCAACAGUUUGAAAUCUUAUAGCAUGGAUAAAGAAAAGAACUUGCUGAAGCAGCAUGACCAUAAUUUUGAUCACAUUGUCCGCCAAAUAAAAUAUUAAUUCCUAUCUCUUAUUUCCUAGAAACAAAGUUUUCAGGAAACAUCUAAAGUUAGCUGAGCUCCAAAUGCAGAUGGCAGCACCACCGGCCUUCUCAUAUAGAAUUCACAAUUCUCUGUCGGGGGAAAUGUUCCCCUUUGCUUUUCCUUUCUGGUGAGUCCUUCUCUUUAUUUAUUGCUGUGUUUUCUUCUUCUUCUUAAUAUGAAUUUUGCUUUGUUCUUAAGUUUGUAAGUUCAUCACGGUCAGCGCCAGUGUUUGGAGUGCUGAAGUUACCCUAAAAUUUUUUGUCUCUAAGGACAAAUGCACAUGAGUAUCAGGAAAGGGAACCAUGUACUUGUCGACGUCUAAAAUCUUGUGUGGGGUCCUUGUCUUGAUUUUCCUUCCUUAAUCCAUGAGUUUGCGGCACGCUAUGUAUCCUGGUAAAGUGCAGAACAAAUUGGAAAACACUGUCAAACUCUUGAUUCUGAGUUGAAUUGGAUGCAUAACCAUGUGAUCCGGCAACUGUCAUUAUACUCAGCAAGCCCCACUCCUAGCCCUUUCACCUCUCAACCACAUUUCCUAGACUCCUACCAUUCCAAUCAUUUAUGGACACAUGCAUCAUUAUCAAUCAAACCACUCAAAAACUUUCGUUUAACUGAUUUUUCUGGGUGGUCAUCUAAUCAGAGGGUUAUGAUUUAUGAACCAUUGCUGCUGUACUUCCUUUGAGGUAAAGAUGAACAUUGUCAACCACUCAACCUUCAGAUCUCUAGUUAAAUAUACAAUCAACUGUGUCAUUUCAACCUGUUGGGCUGCUACUGCAGUAACUGAAGUAAAUAUAUUAAAAUGCG